Odobenus rosmarus divergens (Pacific walrus) is the source of this 498-nucleotide messenger RNA. RefSeq names its product dynein light chain Tctex-type 3-like. The record is from RefSeq and is a predicted model, not a curated record. Gene Ontology annotation, cellular component: cytoplasmic dynein complex; cytoplasm; kinetochore. Bases 1 to 462 code for a protein of 153 amino acids. Gene Ontology annotation, molecular function: dynein intermediate chain binding. Gene Ontology annotation, biological process: microtubule-based movement. The transcript has 2 exons. NCBI's taxonomy places the organism in Eukaryota, Metazoa, Chordata, Mammalia, Carnivora, Odobenidae.
AUGGGCCUGAGUGACUCUCUAGCCCAUAAGUUCUGCUUACUUGAUGACACAUGCAGGAGAAUAUGCACAAACAUAAUUACUUUAACAACAAUGUUUUUGGAUGUCCAGCAGUACAUACAGUACCACUGCCACUGCCACGAGGUUGGCUUCAAUGCUGAUGAAGCGCACAAUAUCGUUAAAGAGUGUAUAGAUGGGGUCUUGGGUGGUGAAGAUUAUAACCAGAACAACAUCAACCAAUGGACAGCAAACAUAGUGGAACAAUCCUUGACACAUGUGGUUAAGUUGGGAAAAGCUUAUAAAUAUAUUGUGACCUGUGCAGUGGUCCAGAGGAGUGCCUAUGGCUUUCACACAGCCAGCUUGUGUUUUUGGGAUACUACAUCUGAUGGAACCUGUACCGUGAGAUGGGAGAACCGAACCAUGAACUGUAUUGUCAAUGUUUUCACCAUUGCUAUUGUCCUGUGACAGACUAAAAAUGUUCAGCCAAAGCCAUUAACUUAA